This is a messenger RNA of Corticium candelabrum, 3669 nucleotides long. RefSeq lists its product as uncharacterized. The transcript has 27 exons. Bases 823 to 3561 code for a protein of 912 amino acids. Lineage: Eukaryota; Metazoa; Porifera; Homoscleromorpha; Homosclerophorida; Plakinidae. The record is from RefSeq and is a predicted model, not a curated record. Gene Ontology annotation, molecular function: protein binding.
CCACCCUAUAGCUUAAGUUUUGCCAUCUACUACACACAUUUACUGUGUUGCAUUGACUUGUGCAUUUCAUGACACACAUGCACUAAAUAUUUUAAUAACAGUUUUCUUUUUACUGAAACAAGUGCAACACGAGUGUUUUAUGAAAUGUAAAAUACGAGAUUAUCAGUAAAAUUGAGGUGUUACCUGCUGUUUUGUAGUGUGGAACUUGGUAGAUUUGGAUCAUUUAAACAAUUUUAUUCUCUAUAAAUUCAGCUACAUUGUACGUGACAGGUUAUCAGACACCUAUCACUAUACAGGCUACAAAUUUGCAGGUUCAGAGCACCAGAGCAGUACAAUACAUACAUACAAUGAUACUGUAGACUAAAAAAGCCCUUUGUAGUUUAGAGUAUACACAGCAAAACCAGCUAAAAGUUUGUUAUAGUCACUUUAUAAGUUCCAUUAGUUACUUCUUUCACAGGAUAUUUAUCAGCUAGCUUGCAAACAUAAACAAAGACAUUUCUCGCUUGAGUUACGAGAACAAGCUGAGCCCUACUGAUGCAUGCGUCAAGGGUUUGCCAGUUACGUAGAUUAAAUUUCUUACAAGCGAUCCAAAUGAACAUUGUCAACAUUUCAUCGGGCAAUGUCUGAUGUUCAGCUGUUAUAUUCUGCUCUGUGUAACAGUAGUAUAUAAUAUACUGUUCUGGGUGCUAAUUGCUUGGAGGUUAAUACAUUUUCAGGUAUUUGUUGUGUAGUGUUAGGUAAGUAUACUGCAUAUGAUUGCAACAUGUCUUUGUGUAAGCAGGAGAGCUGUACUUAGGGCAUGCAGGUCGUGGUGAUCCGGGUAUGGACAGUGCGACUAUGCAUGUAAAUAGUAUGACAAUGAGUAAUAAUUGCUUGGAGGUUAAUACAUUUUCAGGAACGCUGUACUUAAGGCAUGCAGGUCGUGGUGAUCCGGGUAUGGACAGUGCGACUAUGCAUGUAAAUAGUAUAACAAUGAGUAAUAAUUGCUUGGAGGUUAAUACGUUUUCAGGAGAGCUGUACUUAAGGCAUGCAGGUUGUGGUGAUCUGGGUAUGGACAGUGCAACUAUGCAUGUGAAUACUAUGACCAUGAGUGCUAAUUGCUUGGAGGUUAAUACAUUUUCAGGAGAGCUGUACUUAAGGCAUGCAGGUCGUGGUGAUCCGGGUAUGGACAGUGCGACUAUGCAUGUAAAUAGUAUGACAAUGAGUAAUAAUUGCUUGGAGGUUAAUACAUUUUCAGGAGAGCUGUACUUAAGGCAUGCAGGUCGUGGUGAUCCGGGUAUGGACAGUGCGACUAUGCAUGUAAAUAGUAUGACAAUGAGUAAUAAUUGCUUGGAGGUUAAUACAUUUUCAGGAGAGCUGUACUUAAGGCAUGCAGGUCGUGGUGAUCCGGGUAUGGACAGUGCGACUAUGUAUGUGAAUAGUAUGACUAUGAGUAAUAGUUGCUUGGAGGUUAAUACGUUUUCAGGAGAGCUGUACUUAAGGCAUGCAGGUCGUGGUGAUCCGGGUAUGGACAGUGCGACUAUGCAUGUGAAUACUAUGACCAUGAGUGCUAAUUGCUUGGAGGUUAAUACAUUUUCAGGAGAGCUGUACUUAAGGCAUGCAGGUCGUGGUGAUCCGGAUAUGGACAGUGCGACUAUGCAUGUAAAUAGUAUGACAAUGAGUGCUAAUAGGUUUGACAUUAAUAGGUUUAUGGCUACCUGUUGUGUACCCCUCGCAGGUUGUGAAAUAUCUGGGAACAGUAUCCUUGGGAACAGUAUCCUUGGGAAUGAACAUGCUAUUGUAGAGCUAGUAGAGCUGGACUUAAGGCAUACAGGUUGUGGCGAUUUGGCUAUAGGCAGUAUGACUGCAAAUAUGGAUAAUAUGAUUAUGAGUGCUAAUAGGUUUGACGUUAAUGGGUCUACCUGUUGUGUAACCCUCACAGGUUGUGAAAUAUCUGGGAACAGUAUUCUUGGGAACGAACAAGCCUUUGCAGAUCUGUUAAGGCAUACAGGCAGUGGCAGUCUGGCUAUAGAUAGCAUGACUACAAAUAUGGAUAGUGUGGCUAUGAGUGUUAAUAGCUUGGAGGGUAAUACUUGCAGAAGCCCUGUUUGUGACAGACAAGAGUCGUCGAAUGAUUUGGUUUCACGGCCCUCUGAGGAUUUUAUUCGGGAACACUGGGUGAAUCUGAAGCUUUAUGUGUCACCUGUGCCCAUCGGAAAUAUUAUGUACCAUUUGAAGUACAUCUCUGGUUGUGACUGGAGAGAGAUACAAGAUCUUACAAGGUCGACAGCUAUUUUUCAUCUACUCUCUCUUAUUGUUCGGGGCCCACUGGACAUGUGUAUGGCCUUUGCCUGUAUUCUUACUUCUAAUUAUGCAGCAAGUUGUGGAAUUUUGAAGUCGAUAGGGAAAAGCAUAAUUGAGAGGAUUAUUAAUUGUAAACCGGAAAUGGCAGGUAUAGUGCAGUCGCUGGACUGUUUGAUUACUAGUCAGUGUGAAGGUAUGAUCUCUGCUUCAGCUCAACAAUUGGUAGAUGUAGAUGUAAUGGCUACUGAAGGCUGCUCUACAGGGCACACCGGUGGAUCGGGGUUUGUACAACCUUAUGGACUAUCGUAUGCCAUAAAAGAUGAUGAAGGUCGGCGUAGAGAAGUCGAAGAGUUUAAAGAAGUCUUGGCAGACCAACUUGUGUACAAGGAUAGAUUCAAAGUCUCAGGCUUUCCUAUAUCUGCACCGAUUAGCAAACGUGAUCUAAUCGUCUUUAUAAGAAAUGAUCUGAUAAUAUUUAUCAGUAUGUCAAAGAUGUUGCGUUACAACAUCAAAACUGGAGUGGAGGAGCUUGUUAAACUUCCAUUCAUACUAUACAAACUGUUCGAGUGUCAAGGGGUUUCCUAUGGAAUUGUUGAAGAUCACAGUGUGAAGAAAACAAGCAUUCAAGCAUACGAUGUCGAGGCCAAUACAUGGAAGUACAUUCGUGACUUUUCCGGGGCUUCAAAUUUGAGCAGGAUUACUGUCGAUGAACACUCUAUUUAUGGUAUGAUCACGUAUGGAGAUCAAAAUUGCCAGAAAGUUGUAGACAGGGUCACACAGACAGAAGGAUUUCAGAGGGGGUUUCAUGUGUCUGCUGCUGAUGAAAAUACAACUAACUGCAUCUCAUGUUACAAUCUUCCGUCAGGAACUUGGACCCCAUCCAUUCCAGUGGGUCACGGGCAUUGUGAUUUUACUGUAAUGGAGUCAGUUGCAUAUGUUGCAUAUGAGGAUGGCAGGAUCGAAGCUAUUUCGCUGUCGGAGUCAGGCAAGCCAUCAAAGCUACUACCAUCUUUGCCUGGCAGAUUACCUUGUAAGGUAUUCACGAAUCAUCAUCACCUUUUUGCCAUUGGCAAAAGCAGUUGUACCAUCUAUGUUUUCUAUGAGGCAUUAAAUCAAUCAGAGGCAAAAUGGAUGCCACUAGUCGACUUACCAGUUGAGUUACAAGGGCUGGAGACGUGCAUCAUCAACGAUUCUACACUCGCAAUUGCUGGCAUCGACAAUCACAGUGGAGCUGGUGCUGUCUGCAUGGUGAGCUGGGCAAUCCAUCCCUCUGACUAAUUGACAAAAUUGAAAUGGAUUAGAUAGGCAACAGUACACGCAUACGCUGCAUUACUCUUUUACUGUUGCUUUUGGUGUGGUGAACAAAUAUUAGAGUCUUGUAAACAA